Molecule: messenger RNA, 1410 nt
Organism: Lolium rigidum
Lineage: Eukaryota; Viridiplantae; Streptophyta; Magnoliopsida; Poales; Poaceae
Product: probable anion transporter 7
Exons: 1
Coding region: 67-1377 (436 amino acids)
Biological process (GO): transmembrane transport
Molecular function (GO): transmembrane transporter activity
Source: RefSeq, a predicted model, not a curated record
GAGGUCAGCAAGUGGUGGCCUGAUUAAGAUUGCUACCAACACUUGGUGGUUCAUCUCUAGUUGGUAAUGGCGAGAAUGAAGUUCCCAAGGCGUUAUGUCAUAGUCCUGCUGACAUUCAUCUGCACUAAUGUCUGUUACAUUGAACGUGUGGGUUUCUCUAUUGCUUAUACCGUAGCAGCUGAUGCAAUUGAUGUGAAUCAAGCAAACAAGGGCAUGAUACUAUCCAUGUUUUAUUAUGGGUAUGUUUUGUCACAAAUUCCUGGUGGAUGGGCAGCUCAGAGAUUGGGAGGUAGACGUGUUCUGCUGCUGUCGUUCAUGUUGUGGUCUUUGAUAUGUGGUCUAAUUCCACUGGACCCCAACAGAGUAGUCAUGCUGGUCCUUUCUCGCCUUUUUGUUGGUGUAGCACAAGGUUUCAUAUUUCCUGCUAUUCACACUGUUCUGGCUCAAUGGGUGCCACCGCAGGAGCGCUCUCGCUCAGUUUCUUUAACAACCUCAGGGAUGUACCUCGGUGCAGCUGGUGGCAUGCUGUUUUUUCCAAGUCUGGUGAAGCACAUGGGACCCCAAUCUGUUUUCUUUGUUGAAGCGGUACUUGGAGUUGCAUGGUCUGUAAUUUGGUUCAAGUUUUCCAGAGAGACACCUCGCACUGACCUUCCAAAAGUGUCAAUGCCAAAGGUAGCGUCUCGAGAGAAGACUAAGGCGCAAUCUGGAGGGGUUGUCGCACCUCGUACUGUAAAGAUACCAUGGCGAAGGAUUAUCUUCAGUCUACCUGUUUGGGCAAUUGUCGUGAACAACUUCACUUUCCACUAUGCCUUGUAUGUUAUCAUGAACUGGCUGCCUACUUAUUUCGAACUAGCCCUUAAGCUUAGCCUCCAGGACAUGGGAUCCUCAAAGAUGCUUCCCUAUUUCAACAUGUUUAUUUUCUCUAAUAUUGGUGGAGUGGUUGCUGAUCACUUGAUUACAAAAAGGAUUUUAUCAGUUACCAAGACAAGGAAGCUCCUGAACACCAUUGGGUUUGUUGUUGCGGCUGUUGCACUUAUGGCCCUUCCUUCAUUUGGGACGCCCUCAGGGACUGUGAUGUGUUCAUCGGUAUCUCUUGGUUUUCUGGCUCUGGGAAGAGCAGGGUUUGCGGUGAAUCAUAUGGAUGUUGCUCCAAAAUUUGCCGGCAUAGUGAUGGGGGUUUCAAAUACAGCCGGGACAUUAGCUGGGAUAGUUGGUGUUGGCCUCACGGGAAAUAUUCUGGAGGCUUCAAAGGCAUCUAACAUGGAUCUAACAAGCUCCGAGACAUGGAAAACAGUCUUCUUUGUUCCGGGAUACCUCUGUAUUUUUAGUUCAGUCAUUUUCUUGAUUUUCUCAACUGGUGAGAAGAUUUUCGAAUAGAGGGUGGUUAUAUUUGCCUCUUCUUUUCUUCUC